GUCACCCCCGGCCCGAAUUCAGUCUUUCAUUCCCGUUCGAUUCGUAGUGAGUGUCGGAGCAGCGACUGAUUCAACAGGUGGUGGUGAUUUCAUUUAUAAAACCCGAUUAUAUACAAUCAAAAUUGUCGUGAUUCAAAACGAAAAAAAUGUUGUCGCGUAAUACGAGCGUCGCGACGGACGUGGCGCCCUCGACGUCUUCGACGGCGGCGCCCCCCCCGGUCGGACACACCUUGGACAAAAGUGAGAUCAACGAAGCGGUCACCAAGGUGCUGCAAGGGUACGAUUGGACCUUGGUCCCCAUUGCUUCCAAGGCAGCUUCGGACAAGCGGAAGCUUCACGUGAAGCGUCCGAUGAACGCGUUCAUGGUGUGGGCGCAGGCGGCCAGGAGGAAGUUGGCCGAUCAGUAUCCCCAACUUCAUAACGCAGAGCUAUCCAAGACUCUUGGCAAAUUAUGGAGGGUCCUCAGCGAAAACGACAAGAAACCCUUCAUCGAGGAGGCGGAACGCUUGAGGGUGAUCCACAAACGCGAGCACCCCGACUACAAAUAUCAACCGCGAAGACGGAAACCGAACAAGAACAACGAACAGCACCUACAGCACCCGGGCCAGAACGUCUCCUUUUCUCGCAUGAAACAAGAAGACUCCCCAUGUAGCCCCCGGAGUUCCACCAGCCCCUCGACCUGCUCCUCGCAACCCAACAGCCCCCAAAUCAACUCGCAUAAUCUACUAAAACCUUGCGACGCCAAUGGCAUCGAUUUAGACAACUACCACAGAUUACCAGAACUGGAUGGAGGUUAUGGCAUAUACACUGCAGAGGACGCUAUCGACAGCAGCGACCUGGACCAAUACCUCCCUGGGGAGAGCCAGUACAGCACCUACCAAGCAUACCAAAAGCAUUUGCAAGAAGAGGAGGGCAACAAUAAUUACAAGCCUAAGAGGCCUUGCUUGGAGGGCGCCUCAGAGACUACUGCGACCUUUGAUGACCAGGCUGCCUUCAGUAGAUACCACGAAUUGCAAAGCAGCAACGUGAAGCACGAGAAGUACCAGCAGACGCCAUACAAUUAUCAGAUGAGCCCUUACUAUAAUGGCAGCCAGUACGUCAGCUCUUACCAGUACGUACAGCAGAGGCCUCUAUUUACUGCUGGCGGAUCUACGGGAGGCAGCUUUGGUACUGUGGAGCCUCCUGCCACUGCAGCCGAUUGGACUUCCCACUACAAUAUGUGAUCUUAUGUCGUUAAGAACUGUAGCAGACGCCAUUCAACCAGUGCCUUAACGUGUUUUUUAUUAUUAAUAAUCACACACAAGUGACCUUUGUCAAGAGAAGAAAAUGAGAGUUGCGGUCCAAAGAGGGCUUGCUCCAGAUCUUGGUGCUGCUGGUUGGACUAAUAUGGUUUCUUUGAUAAAGAGAUCCGGUCUCAGGCGGUUUCAAACUUGAAUCUGUACAUAGGAAUCUCAUAUUAUUACACCUUUAUCUAUUUUUUUGAGUUUUUGUAUAGAGUUUAAGAUGAAAAGACUUUAAUUUUAAGGGUGGGGCGCUGUUCUAAGUGCCCUUAGCCAUAUUUUUUAUAUAUAUUAAUAUUAUUAUUAUUCUCGAGUUGUUAAGAGUGUUUUUUUUUUAAUUAAAUAAAAUAUUUUUUUUAAA
Anthonomus grandis grandis is the source of this 1641-nucleotide messenger RNA. Its product is annotated as transcription factor SOX-9-like. The record is from RefSeq and is a predicted model, not a curated record. Gene Ontology annotation, biological process: regulation of transcription by RNA polymerase II. The transcript has 3 exons. The coding region runs from base 147 to 1223 and encodes 358 amino acids. Gene Ontology annotation, molecular function: DNA-binding transcription factor activity, RNA polymerase II-specific; RNA polymerase II cis-regulatory region sequence-specific DNA binding. Lineage: Eukaryota; Metazoa; Arthropoda; Insecta; Coleoptera; Curculionidae. Gene Ontology annotation, cellular component: nucleus.